AGUCUUCUACAGGUGUACCGGCUCCUCCCCUUCAGUCUUGCACAGGUGUACCGGCUCCUCCCCUUCAGUCUUGCACAGGUAUACCGGCUCCUCCCCUUCAGUCUUGCACAGGUGUCCCAGCUCCUCCCCUUUAGUCUUGCACAGGUGUACCGGCUCCUCCUCUUCAGUCUUGCACAGGUGUACCGUCUCCUCCACUGCAGUCUUGCACAGGUGUACCGGCUCCUCCCCUUUAGUCUUGCACAGGUGUACCGGCUCCUCCCCUUCAGUCUUGCACAGGUGUACCUGCUCCUCCACUGCAGUCUUGCACAGGUGUACCUGCUCCUCCACUGCAGUGUUGCACAGGUGUACCGGCUCCUCCCCUUCAGUCUUGCACUGGUGUACUGGCUCCUCCCCUUCAGUCUUGCACAGGAGUACCGGCUCCUCCCCUUCAGUCUUGCACAGGUGUACCAGCUCCUCCCCUUCAGUCUUGCACAGGUGUACGGGCUCCUCCCCUGCAGUCUUGCACAGGUGUACCGGCUCCUCCCCUUCAGUCUUGCACAGGUGUACCGGCUCCUCCCCUCCAGUCUUGCACAGGUGUAUCGGAUCCUCUCC
Messenger RNA from Staurois parvus, 591 nucleotides. The record is from the annotation of a GenBank genome assembly. Lineage: Eukaryota; Metazoa; Chordata; Amphibia; Anura; Ranidae.